GGUUGUAGAUUAAGUUAUGUUUUUGUAAACAGCGUCUUUUUCGGGGUUUUUCAGCAACCAACUGUGGCUUUAACGUGACGCACUAUACUGACAUUAGUACUGUGUGUCGGAGCGGACCCCCACUGCAGAGGAGUUAAAGGCUUUUUAAUCAAGUUUUUUCCUUUUCUUUUUUCUACGGUCCCAGUACAGCCCACACCGAUGUAACAGCAACAAGGACAGAAGCAGAUCAAGCUGGGCCAGGCUAGGCCAGGCGUGGCCUACCUAGCCUUCUGUCUGGCCUUACCUGGCAGGCCAGCAACCUCUCCAAGGAGUCCUGCCCUCAGUGAGCAGAGGAGGCUUCAGCCUGUCCUUACAAACACUUCACCUGACCUCCAAGUCAAGCUGUAACAGACUGGAUUCCAACCAUAUUUUGUGUUAUCAGCCUUUUGGAGGCCAUACUGGUCAGUUAGAUCUCCAGUUCUUCCAUGUCGUGGUGGUUGCUCUCUGGAUGUUGGCAGCAGGAUGGAUUCAGGUGUUAAUUUGACGAGUGUGACCUCACUGCAGUGCUUGCACUCCCCCUCCUUUGACUGCCUUUGGUCCCUUCCCUCCCAAAUCUUUAAGAGAAAGCCCCUUUGCCUCUCCUGGGGCUUCCCUGAGCCCUGUAUGGAAAGGCCUUGCAGGAACUGUAAGUUGUCUUGUUGAAACAAGUUGACAUUGCAAAGAGGAAGUAGAAGUAAUAAAUCCUUGCAAAAAACUACAGAACACAACAAAGAUCGCUGCAGUCAAUUGAUUUGAUUGAUUUAUUUUCUGUAAGCCGUCCAAUUUGCUUCUCCUGGAGUUUGAUCAGAGGUUGAAGAGCUUUUCAUUUGAAAAAGGAGCUUGCUGGUCAAGAUUUGCACCCACAAUCAGUUUACACAUAGGUUGGUCUGAUUACUAGUGUAAAAAAUUCUUUAUUUAUACGUAUAGAAUUUCUCUUUUGUGGUCUGAGCCUCGGGGAGGAAUGUCUGACAGCAACAGCAGCAGCAAAGCAGUGAAAUUCAUUGCCCCGCCCCCCCCCCCUUCCUCUGCCUCCCCCUGUCCAUCACCCCAGACCCCUCACAAGAAUGUGAACGGCUCUGCCAGUUCAGACUCGCACGUGGUGGAGAAGCUCGGCGGACACCCCGAGGUCCAACGUCGGCGCCACACAAUGGACAGAGACUCUAAAACAGCCGAACACCGCUUCUUCCGUCGCAGUGUCAUUUGUGACUCCAAUGCCACAGCUUUGGACCUGCCCAGCAAAGCAGCUGUGAUACUCACUUCACCACCAGACUGUGAGGGGCCUCCCACCUUCUUCACUCCACAGCCCUCAGGGCCUGGACCUGGGGUGCACGAUGCUGAGGACAGGGAGGCCCUGAGAGGUUCAUAUUUGCAAAGUACAACCAUUCAGCCUUGUCUUGGGCUCAGUGGGGCAGUUGCGGAGGGACAUGUACAAAAUGCUGAGGAAGAUUUAGCUGUAAGCAGUAUCACGGUUGCCGUUCCCACCAGUAGCAGUGUUGAACCUAGUGCAGACAGGGCAGUAAAAGAGCCCAGCCCGACAGUAUUGGAUGUUACAGACAAAACAGUAGGCAAACAGCCUGAUGUCACAUUGCGUCCCAGAGGGUCUGAGAACACACAGAAGGUGGGAAAAGAUGGAAAAGUGAUAGAACAUGUGGAUAGCGUUAGUAGCCCGGCAGAAGAGAAAGAGAGGGAGACAGAGGAGGAGAAAGGUAUAGCGAAAGCCCGAGCAGAGCAGAGAGAAGCUGAGAAACGGGUGCAGGAUGAUAUAGAGGAAGUAGAGACAAAAGCUGUUGGGACUUCACCUGAUGGACGCUUCCUAAAAUUUGACAUAGAGAUUGGAAGAGGGUCCUUUAAGACUGUGUACAAGGGACUGGACACGGAGACUACUGUGGAAGUGGCAUGGUGUGAACUCCAGGAUCGUAAGCUGUCCAAGUCUGAGCGACAGCGCUUCAAAGAAGAGGCCGGGAUGUUAAAGGGUCUCCAGCAUCCUAACAUUGUCCGCUUCUACGACUCGUGGGAGGGACCAUGCAAAGGAAAGAAAUGUAUUGUUCUGGUCACUGAGCUCAUGACAUCUGGCACGCUCAAAACCUACCUGAAGCGUUUCAAGGUGAUGAAAAUUAAAGUUCUGCGUUCGUGGUGCAGACAGAUCCUCAAAGGCCUUCACUUCCUGCACACCCGAGCUCCACCCAUCAUCCACAGAGACCUGAAAUGCGACAACAUCUUUAUCACAGGGCCCACGGGCUCUGUGAAGAUAGGGGACCUGGGGUUAGCCACAUUAAAGAGGGCCUCCUUUGCCAAGAGUGUCAUAGGUACCCCAGAGUUUAUGGCUCCAGAGAUGUAUGAAGAGAAGUAUGAUGAAUCUGUAGACGUCUAUGCCUUCGGGAUGUGUAUGCUGGAGAUGGCUACCUCAGAGUACCCCUACUCUGAAUGUCAAAAUGCUGCCCAGAUCUACAGGCGGGUUACUAGUGGAGUGAAGCCUGGCAGUUUUGACAAGGUAGCCAUUCCUGAAGUGAAGGAAAUUAUAGAGGGUUGCAUCAGAACAAACAAGGAUGAGAGGUAUGCCAUAAAGAUCCUGUUGAACCAUGCAUUCUUCCAGGAGGACACAGGGGUCAGGGUUGAACUGGCAGAGGAGGAUGAUGGGGAAAUGAUCGCCAUUAAACUUUGGCUCAGGAUAGAAGACGUCAAGAAGCUCAAAGGCAAAUACAAAGACAACGAAGCCAUCGAGUUCUCUUUUGACCUGAACAAGGACGUCCCUGAAGAUGUGGCCCAGGAAAUGGUUGAGUCUGGAUACGUUGCUGAGGGUGACCAUAAGACCAUGGCCAAGGCUAUCAAGGACCGUGUGUCUCUGAUCCGAAGGAAGAGAGAACAGAGGCAGCUGGUACGAGAGGAACAGGAGAAGAGAAAACUGGAGGCAGAACAGCUACAACAGCUGCAACAGCAACAGCAACAACAACAAGCAGAGGCAGAAGAGACUGAAGUGGAGCAGCAGCAGCAGCAGCUUCACUAUCAACAGACCGGCAUCUCACACACAUCUGAAGGAGCUAUGGACAGCGGCCAGGGUUCCUCGGUUUUCUCUUCAGACUCCCCCUACCUCGGUCAGCUGACUAUGUCGUACAGCUGCCCCCCUUCCACCCAGCCCCCCUCCCAGCCUCAGACCCCUUAUCCCUCCACCCCCUCUGCUACCCCGCAGCAACACCCAGGCUACGCCCAGCCGCCACAGCCAAUGCCUGCAUCACGCCUUCGUCGAAGUCGUAGCAUGUCCGUUUGCGUCCCCCCCUCCUCCUACUCCUUUUCCCAUGCUCCUCCACCCCUUGCAGUUCCUCCAAAGCAGCCCUCCACCCCUCCUCCAGAUCUGUCCUCCUCGUCCUCCUACAUCACCACCUCCCCCUGCAUGCCUCUCGCUGCUGAGAGGGAUACAUUCGCUGGGCGCCUCUCCAAAGCCCUGGAGACAGUCCUACCCCUUCACUCUGUCUCCUCUGUGCCCAGGGCCAGGCAGCGGAGGGCCAGCCUACCCGCCCUGUUCUCCACCCCUCAGCAUUCAAUGCCACACCCCUACAGCGGAGGAACAAGCGCAGGAGGAGGAGCAGGAGGGAGCAUUCCCCUCCCAACUCUCCCUGACCCCCCUACUAUUUUCUUCCCCUCCAUCCCUGAGCGUCCCAUUUCCUUCUCGCCUCCACCCACUGGGCCUCCAAAGGCCUACAACACCCAGCGACGCAAGAGUACGUCCAUUCUCGAGGCACACACCCGACAUUUCCAGCCUGCCUACCCUCGCUAUGGGAGCAGCCUGCACCCCUUUUCUGGGAUGGAGGGUGUUGAGACCCCCUCUCUGUUUAUGAUAAAUCCUGGUUUUGCAGCAGCUGCUCAAAGACUUGGCGUUGCGGAGCCACUGCACCUCCCAGGACAAUCUGACCCGAGUUUGUACGGCUAUAAAGACAUGAGAGCAGAGCAUGAGGAAGCAGUGCGGAGAUUAAGUCUAAAUCAAGCUGCCUUACUGGACCAUUAUGAAGCAAUGGCCUAUGGAGGAUACCCAAUGACUGCACACCAGCUUGGUCACUUGAGUUUCCAUCAGCAGAGGCAAGCAGCAGCUGCUGCUGCUAGUUUGGGUUUUGAUCCUGGUCCUCCACCUCAACCAGGGUUCCUGCACCCUCACAUCAUGCAAAGAAUGAGUGCACACAGUCCAAUCCCUCCACCCUUACCUCCCAUGAGUGCCUCCACUGGUGGCUCUGUUUCUUCUUCAUCAUCUGAGGGCUGCUAUCCUCCACCACAGCAUGCUUCCCCGUCUGCCUUUCCUAUUUCUGCACCUCCAGUAAUGUCUGACGCCCCACCAUCUACUGGAAGUGUUUUUGAGUUCCAUUUAGCUGCCGCUGCCGCUGCUGCAGCUGCUGCUGGAGACCCAAGCCUCCUGGCAUCCAGACUUUACCGGGCCCGAAGAAGCUCCAUGGACCUCCCUCUGGAGGACAACACUGGAACUGGAUCAAGUGGUUCAGGCACGUACAGCCGUCUCCAGCCGGUGACAGAAGAGCUGUACUCUUAUGUCAGUCCUGAGCUCCCCUUACCUCCAGGAAGCCUUCUUCUUCACCACACAGGUGUAACCAUUAAGGACAGAAGCCCAGAACCUUCUAGUGACUCUUUGGCCUCCUCUGACGCAGGAGAGUUCCAGUCACCCCCUCCCCCACCGCUCCUCCCCACAUUUGACUCCUCAGCCGCUCAGUCCAUCCCUCAUUCAUCCAUCACUGCGCUCUACGAUUCAUCAGGGGGAGUGCAUCCCAUAGAUCCCCAGGGACAUCCACCCUCCAUGCAGAGCUUUCUCCCUCCCACCCCAUCCUCCGAGCUCCCACUUGGGGGAGCAUCAUCAAAUCAUCUGGAGUCUCUGAUCCAGAGCGCCUGGGCCCGGCAUGGAGGGGUGGUACCUGCCCAACCUGACAUGACAUACCAUGAGUCACUGCUGGCCAUGCAGGCCGCUAACCCCACUCUGCAGCAGAUUCAGACUUCCACCCCCCAGCCCACAGUGGGAACCCCCCUAGUCCCUUCCAGCUCCCAGCCAGCUCCCCCUGGGACCUCCCAACAAGUCAUUUCAUCCAGUCAGAGUAGUACAUCAAUUCAGAGCCCCACGCACUCAACUCUGCCGCAGGCGCCUGCACAGUCUGCCUCUCAGUCUUCAGAGCUGUCCCAGUCCCAACUACAGCCACCUCAAGUUCUCUCAUCCAUAGAGAGUGGCCACUCUGAGACUUCAGGUCUGAGUGACGGCAAUGAGGGAGGAGGGGGAGGUCGUCAUGAAGGGCGCUCCACCAAGCGUCAUCAAAGACGCUCUGUACGAAGUCGAUCGCGCCAUGAGAAGAUCUCCAAGGCGAAACUCAAUGUUCUCAAUAUCUCCAACCGAGGGGACAGGGUAGCAGAGUGUCAGCUGGAGACCCACAACAGGAAGAUGGUGACCUUCAGGUUUGACCUGGAUGGUGACAACCCAGAGGAGAUCGCUCAGAUCAUGGUCCAGAGUGAGUUUAUCCUGGAGAGUGAGAGGGAGUCGUUCAUUGAGCAGGUCAGGGAGGUGAUAGAAAAUGCUGAUGAGAAGGGUCUGGAAAGAGACACAAACAGCCAGGUGACAGGAGACAUGGAGCAGCAGAUUCCUGCUAUAUCUGUCCCCAUGCCAGACAUCACUCCCAGUGCGACAGCACAAGUGGUCCAUUCAGCAGGUCGGAGGUUUAUCGUCAGCCCUGUACCUGAAGCCAGGCUGAAGGAGCAAAUGUUCCCCACCUCUCCUUCUCCUGCCCCUGCACCUCCUGUUGAAACAAUUCCUCCAGCUUCAGCUGUAGCUCCAUCUCAGACUCCAGGCCAAGGUUUGGUGUUGUCCCAGUCUGCAGGAGCAAUCAGCUUACAGCAAGCCUUCUCUGAGCUCAGACAGAACCAGAAUCAGUUUGAUACAGGACCCAGCACCGCCCCAGCCUCCAUUCACUCCACCCACCCUCCACUACAGCCUGCAGCUGCCCUUGUCCCUUCACAGGCUAGCACCGUCACUCCUACUGCUGAGGCUUCUGCUGGGCUUGUCCCAUCUAAUUUAAACAAGGCACAGGAGCAGGUCUUGGAUGCCUCUCUUCCUCCCCCUUCCUCAUCCUCCACCCCCUCCUCUGUGGCCGCUGUCCGUCUCAGUCCUCCUUGUUCCUCCUCUCCUCCUCCUACUGUAGGGAGUCAGUCCAUCCUUCAGUCGCAAUUACUUUCCCAGACCCAGGGACAGGUGCAGGUCCAGGGACAAGCACAAAUUCAGCCCCAGGCUUUUGCCCUGCCUCAGUCCCAAACAGUUUCUGCUGUCAUUGCUACUUCAGUACCUUCCACUUUACCACCGGCAAGCAUGUCAAGCAUCCCCCCAACAAUUCUCACCUCCCUUCCUCCUGCCCAGAGCGUUCCCCUCGUAUCCUCCCCUCCCUCCUCCACUCUUACAGCCAGUGAAGUCUCCUCCAAUCAUCCGUCAGGCUCUCCCACCUCGUCCGCUACUCCUUCCCUCUCCUCCUCUGUCAUCCCCACUACUGCCAUCACAGGCCCCCAGCUCGCUCCCUCUGCCGUCUCCCACCCCACUCUUCCUCCCCCUUCCUCCUCCUCUUCUGCGGGGCUCCAGCCAGUGACCACAAAUGUUACUUCAGUCCAACCAACUUUGGUCCACUCCCAGCCACAGACAGCAGCCCUGCCUGGGCAGACGCACACACACUGUGGGGAAUGUGAUGCAAGGUGUGAGGCGUCUGCUGAGUCCCAGGGCAAACCGGACGACAUCCAAGCUCUGGAGAAGAAGCUGCGGUCUCUCUUCAUGGACCUCGGUGGAGGAGUGCCCUCCACCCAGGGUGACAUCUUAGCUGCUGACCCUGCCUCUGGGGCCCCUGUGGCAGGUACCUCGUCCCCAAUGGGGCCCAGCUCUACCUCCACCACAUCUGUUACCACACCUGGCUCUAGCCUGCCAGCCAAUCCUCCUCAGCCCCCCUCCAGCCUAGCGCUGGGGUCACUGGGGUCACCUGUUCCAAUCCAGGGCCCUGGGACACCUAUUUCCACCCCUGCACAGACUGUCAUCCCUGCCUCAUCCUUUGGCCAGACCACUCCAUCUAAAACCCCCUUAUCCAGGGUACCGGCCAGUUCUCCUCCUUCAGAACUCCUGCCAUCCUUCCCUGGACCUUGUCUAAUACAGUCGCAGCAGCCUCUAGAAGACCUGGAUGCGCAGCUGAGGAGGGCACUGAGCCCAGAGACUGUUCCUGUCAGCACACACACACAGGCCUCUCAUAGUGGCAUACCUGCAGUGGGACAACAAAUACCCUUCUCUCUGGAUGAUGAAACUGCGUCCGCUCCUGCUCCUCCUUCUGCAGGUGGAAUUAAACUCGGAAGAUUCCAGGUCUCAUUGGCUGCUGAAGAACCUCCAGUCCAACACCCGGCCUGCACUGAAUCCUCCUCCACCACCUCCUCAUCUUCGUCAUCUUCCUCCUCGUCCUCCAGUCUCUCCAGCCCGGAGAACACACUGCACAAGGACUCCUCGUCUCCUCUGAGAGGGGGAGGAGGACAAGGAGGGGACAUUGUGGACGGGCUCCCCCAAAGGACUCUCGGAGGAUCCCACCACCCCUCCCCCCUCACCUCCCCCUGUCCCUCUCCUAAGCCCACCACUACCAUCGGGCGCUUCCAGGUCACCACCAACCCUGAGGCCCGUGUUGGUCGAUUCUCAGUCAGUCGUGCCCAGGAGCAGAGCCUUGAGUCCAGACAGACCCCUCUAUCCGCCACCCAGGCUGCUAAUGGACCCAGCGAUCCCGGGCAGGUUUUGACUCCAGAUUCCACUCAUAAAGCCUCCCUGCCGAGUCUAAACAACAACUCUUUCAACAACUCCUACAUCAGCAGUGACAACGAUUCUGAAUUUGAGGAUGAAGACUUCAAACGUGAAGUCAACCGCCUCAGAGAAAAGCACAUGCGUGAAAUUCAGGCCCUCCACUCCCGUCAAAAGGAGGAAAUAGACAGUCUCUUUACCAGGCUGGGAAAGGUUCCUCCGGCUGCAGUGCUCCCUCCAGUUAUAGCUUUGACUGGCAGGAGGAGACGACCUACCAAAAGCAAAUCCUCCAAAUCGUCCAGAACCAGCUCCACGCACGGCAGCAAGAGUCCAUUACAGCAAGGCAGCACUUUAUCCGCCCAGAGCGUCCCGACCAUGUACCCCGGCCAGCUGGCUCUGCUAGCCCCAGGAGGAUUAGCCGAUUCAGGCAGCAGCACUCUGCUCCAGCCCCUCAAACCCUCUCCCUCCAGCGACAACCUGUGUUCGGCCUACACCAGCGAGGCAGCACUCUCUGUCCCCAGCCUGUGUGCUCCCACCCCAGGCUGUGUAAAGUUCAGCUGGGGUUCGGAGCGUUUGGCCUUCAAGCCUGGCGGCAGGAGGACGCGCUUUCUGAGUACGCCCUGCUUGGCUCUUUGGAAGAUGGUGAAAAAAGUCUGCCCCUGCAACCAGCUCUGUAGGACUAACAGCACCAACGCAGUGAGCGGUUCAGGUGGUUUGGGUCAGAGCCAGGGCGGUUCUCAGUGUCUGGCCCCCAACAUGUCAGCCCCACACCAGAGGAAAGGAACCUUCACCGACGAUCUCCAUAAACUAGUGGACAACUGGGCCAGAGACGCCAUGAACCUCUCACAGGGUAAGAGGAGUGCCAAACAGCUGCAGCAAGCCCCAGCACAGGGACACAGCUAUGAGGUCAUCCAGUCAGCCAGUCUGGGCAGGAAGUACUCGGCUCCCAGCCAGCUGUGUCCCAGCAGCAUUGGAGGCUCUGCCCACCUCCCCACAAACCCCACCACUGCUACCUCUAUGGCUGCCCGCAAGGGCUCGCUGUGCCACCCCCCUGCCUCCUCUACUCCACCCCAACCCCAACCUCCACAGUUCAUCCACUACACCCCCACUGCCGCCUACAGCGCACAGUGGUCUGGUCCAGCUCAUGGUUUGUCAACCUCACACCAAGCUCCAGCACAGCCUGGGCCUCUGCUGGUCAGCACCUCCCAGCCCCUGGGCCCAUACUCCACCCCACAAGGCCAAAUUCCCGGGCAGGGGCCACUCCAAGCUUUCCAUCUGACCAAUGCUCUGCAGAAGUCAGUCAGCAACCCAGGAGGGCCCAAUCUGCGGACCACGUAGGGCUGGGGGUGAGGGCUGCUUUGAAUCACGGCCCGACUGGACUGAACUGGUGUGGAGCGGAGUGUUUUGGGCUGGAUCAGCUGGAGAGGACAGAAGAACUGGAGGGGUGUGGAGUUUAAAAUGUCAGAAGCUGACCUGUCCAUGAGAGAAAAGGAAAAGCAGAAGAGAGAAGAAAUCGGGAAAGAGAAUUUACGAGUGCCAGUUGGCUAUCUCCACUUGCCUCUGCUUCCAUCCAAGUGUGCGAGAAGCUGUCACAGACACAAAUGCAGCCACACAAUCUUCCUGUCUGCUGUAUUUAACUGUGGGCUUGUGACAGUCAGCCAAAUGCUCAAGGACAAAGAAAAAGACUGAUGAGUGCAAUGUUAAAAGGCCAAAGAGGUUCUGACAGGGUGUGGGACUGGUGUUAAUAACUGUUUGUGUGUGCAGUAUUGUGUAUGCGCUGUUAUGGCUUGGUCAAACACUUGUUCCAUUUCAUGCUCUAAAUAGAGUGAACAAGUUCGUACAUGAUAGAGCGCACAUUUGUCCUUGCUUGAUGAUGGUGGGAAGAUAUAACAUAAGGUUAAAGGGGAGGAAUGUGGUGGCCAGUUUUUACAGUAUCCAACUUUAGCCCUUCUGUCCACACAGUACCUCAUGAUAACUUCUUAUUACUCCAUAUUCUUGUGUGAAGAACUGGUUGUUGCCUGUGCUGUUUGUGUGUGUUCAGUCCUUCAAGCACAGCAGCCUUCCAGCUCUCAAAGAAGACAAACAUGCAACAAUGUAGUUUUUUCCACUAAAUUUAAUAAGGAAACUGGUGGACACUGGGAACGAGGGGUGGGCAUGGCUGGCCAUCACAUUACAGGUGUCUUGCUUAGCGUUGUCAACAUCACGGUGCAUGAGAGGCUGAAAUCAAACAGUAGCAGUGUUUUUGGCAGACGUUUGCAUCCUUCACUGCAAUGAUUACAAGGGAGGAUGUAAAUGUCAGCAGAUAAAAGCUUUGAUAUCAAGGGUAGUAAAAAAUGAUGUUUAGAACUGUAAACUAUGAUUAUUAUCCUAAGUUUAAUCAGUUCAGGAAAUUAUUUUUCUUCAGUAUUCAAAAGUUUUUCGUAACCAUUAAAAGCACAAAGGAUAUCAAGAACAAAUCGAACUAAUGCAUACUGAGAAUAGGUGUAGCUCAGCGCUCGGUGGAGCUGUGACUCGUCAGCUUGAGAAAAGUCAUGAUUGCUACUCCUCUGUCACUUUCUGUGUCUUGUUCCUCUCCAGUUUAGACAAACCGUUCAAGUAGAGAGAGAGAGAUGGAGGGAAGAAAGCAGGUGAAGGUGGAGAGCAGCAAGAGAGUGUUUGUAUGACAUAACAGCCAAACGUCACCUCUGUUUUCUGUCCAGCACUGAAUGGACUCAACAGAUUCUUCUGCACGCCAAACACCUCUUCACCAUCACGAGCACCUCUUCCUCCAUCCCUCUCUCCGCCUCUCUGUUGCCAUUUGAAGCAAUAACAGCAGAAACCUUUUAGAGGAGAAAAAAAAAGCCCAAACAUGAGAGAACUCAGUGUGAAAAAGUGGCCUUGUUAUCAGAAUAAUAUCAGAGUCCCUGUACAGUUUCUGUUUGUUUUUUAGAAAGUCAGCUAUGAUGAUUCCAUUUUGUUGUUUUAUUUUUUGUUUCGUUGAGUUUGGUUUGCUUGCCGCCGCCAGCUAGCAAUCGGACAAACAAACAUUCACACAAACACACACACACAUACACAGUGCAUGAGACAUUCAUAAAGAUACACACACAGUCAUGCACAGACUCAUGUAAAUACAUACACACACACACAUUGUUGGAGGCGCAGCAGCUGUUUAACGGACAUAGACUCAUAGACUAAUGUCUCAGUUCUUAGUGUCAUCAUUAAGCUGGUUUCAACAUUUGGGUUGAAAUGAUUGCAAUGUACAUUAUUAUCAUCAUUAUUGUUGUUAAUGAUUAUUAUUCUAUUUAAAAAGAAACAGAAACAAAAUGUGUUCUGUCGAUGGACCUGUUAUACACACACAUCGGUGCUCGAUGUGGAAACACUGUGAUUAUUGUUGUUUAUUAUUAGCAAAUGUUGUUGGACGACAUUAGUUUUAGGGUGAAAUGUCGCAAAUAAAAAUAAAACAAAAAAAAAAAACGAGCAUA
Messenger RNA from Seriola dumerili (greater amberjack), 11262 nucleotides. It is a transcript of the gene wnk1b, whose product is annotated as serine/threonine-protein kinase WNK1-like. Gene Ontology annotation, biological process: positive regulation of potassium ion import across plasma membrane; protein phosphorylation; negative regulation of sodium ion transport. NCBI's taxonomy places the organism in Eukaryota, Metazoa, Chordata, Actinopteri, Carangiformes, Carangidae. The transcript has 38 exons. Gene Ontology annotation, cellular component: cytoplasm; cytosol. Gene Ontology annotation, molecular function: potassium channel inhibitor activity; protein serine/threonine kinase activity; ATP binding. The record is from RefSeq and is a predicted model, not a curated record. The coding region runs from base 980 to 9139 and encodes 2719 amino acids.